Prorocentrum cordatum is the source of this 1668-nucleotide messenger RNA. NCBI's taxonomy places the organism in Eukaryota, Dinophyceae, Prorocentrales, Prorocentraceae. The record is from the annotation of a GenBank genome assembly.
ACCAAGAGCUACGACAACCCACCGAUCAUCAACACAAUGGACGCAGUCCUCGACCCGUUCGACGAGCUGGCCGAGUUGGACGCCCACAUCGUUUUCGCAGCCACAGCGCAGUACGCUACCGCCCCGCCCGAGACGCAGUCCUCGGUUGGGGGCGAUGAGGCGGCACAGGCCGUCGACACAGUGACAUGGGACCCAGGGCAGCCGCAGCGUGCCGCGCGAGCCGACCCUGAUGCCGCUCCGCCCGAGACGCUGUCCUCGGUAGGGAGCGAUGAGACGGCUCAAGCUGUCGACAGGCAUAUGGCACAGGUACCAGGGGAGCCGUUGCCAACGGCACACCCUGAUGCCGCCCCGCCCAAGACGCAGUCCUUGGUAGGGGGCGAUGAGGUGGCGAAAGCUAUCGACUUGACCGCUGCGAAAGGCAACACGGGUGGCGAGAUGAUCCUAUCCAGGUACCACGUCCAGGCCACAACCUUCAACCACCUCCGCGACCUGGCCAUCUCCCAGCGCAGGCCCGACCCGUUCCGCGGCUUCACGCCCAUGGUAUGGCACAGACGCUCUGGCAACCUGGUUGUUAUUGCAGCGCAUCUGGAACCCCACAGGCAGAUCGAGGGUGCAGUGCACGAUAAGUUACUCUCGCUGGGUGCCUUCGUUACUAUGCUCACUGACCCGUGGAUCAUCCUGGCCGAUUGGAAUAUGACACCUGAGCAGCUCGCAGCAACAGAGUGGCCCGCCAAAUGGAAUGCUACCAUCGUGCGAGCGCCUGGAUCCGCCACGUGCGACAAGGGCCAGGGACUCACGCUCGACUUCGCAUUGGUCAAGACUGGCAUCGAGCACACGUUCUCCAUUCACGAGCCAGCAGCACAGGAGCCUAUCCCGUAUGCUAUCCCGAGCGACCUCUGGGAGGAACAAUGGCAGCAAGCUGUACCCACACGUUGUAAGCAGCCUCACGCGCACUUCGUGUACACCCACUGGGUGCAAGACGCCGACGACCUCAACCUCAAGUACGCCAAAUGGGUCACGGCGCUCGAGAACACCAUGAUCAGCCACCACCAGAUCGACCCCAAGGAAGCCGCAACAUUCACAGGCCGAGCCCAAGGCUACCAAUUGUCUUGGAAGAAGACGACCGCCGCCCCAGGCCGCGUACACGUACAUGACCCCCAGUCGGAAUGGUGGGCAAUCACGCUCACCCUCAUCAAGCGCUACGCUGCGCUUCACGACAAGCCCAAGCACGCAGCGCUCAUGCAGCAGCAGGCCUCCAUCAUCCAGCAGCGCGCGGACCACUUCAACACUCACUUCCACGACCUCCAGUUCGACAAGGACGAGGACACCAUUUUCCGCUGGUUUGCACUCGUCUGGGCCCCGCACUUGGACAAUGAGGACACCGACGACUUGGUCACUAUUACCGCUACUUGGGCCUCCAGAGCGCUCUCCGCAGCCCUCGCUAAGUCCAAGAGGGCUUACGGUGCUUGGCUCGCCAAGCAAUGGAAACACCGCCCUGGAGUACUACACGCCCAUGUCAAGCCUGCGCCCGUACGUCACAUCGAGGCCUACACGACCAACCAGACCAUUGCCGACCCCACCGUUAUCAUGGACAGCAAGAAGCAACAAUGGCAACAAGUAUGGCAGGCCACCGAGACCCCCGAUGACAUCCUACAGGCGCUGUCAAAG